AAGUCCGGAGCUCUCUCCUUCCCUCUCCCUCCACUUUCAUCAGUUCCCCUCACUCAUAUCAUCUCCCGGCGUAAUUACAAAUACAUUACCAUUGACUGAGCUCCGAUCGUCCUUCGCUAUUCUUUGGAUUUCCGGCGAUCAGAGUAGCUCCGAUUGCGAUACGGUGGAGUUGUCAGAAGCUAUAGAGAGAGAGAUUGUGGUGCUUGAUUGGGAGGUUUUAGCCGGUAGGAAGACGGCAUGGAAAGCUUCGUGAAGGCGACGAAGAAGAAGAUGAAGAGGAAAGACCUCGAUCAGGUCAGCGACGACUUCUCCGACUUCUCCCUCUCCUCUCCCGCCCGCAAGAUCCGCCGCCUGGACGCAGAGCUGCCUCCCAUAAUGGAAGACGAGGAGCCUGGGAAUUUUAUGUCCUUCGAGCAGCCAAGUCCCACGCUUCAGGGAGCUCGCGCGAGUCCGAUAAUUGAGGAACUGCCGCCUUCCUCGGCUCCGGUUAACGAAGAGAGGGCUAUUGUGCUGUUCAAGCCCGUGAACAGCCCCAUACUCCAGCACCAGUCCUCUUCCACUCUGUCCGUUUCCGUGGAUCCUGAUUUGAUCUCUGAAUUCAAGAAUCGCAAACUCUGGGCAAGCCUUUCCGGAAAUGCAAAAUCAUCUGAGGAUGAUGCAAAAGCUGCAGAUAAGAGUAGCAACAAAUGCAUGGCGGUCGUGCCGUGGUAUCCUGCUCAGUUUACACCCAUACCAGAGCCUCAAGUCGAGGCCGCAGAAGAAAUGGAGGCAGAAGAAAUGGGUGAAGCCACAAUGGAGAUCGAAGACAGUAGCACAGCUGCACCUGUCGAAGAGUUACCCAGCCCAUACGGGGAGAUGAGAGGAGGUGAUGCGUCGAGCUUACCCCAGUGGCAACACUGCAUGACUCCUCAAUUUCCUCCCACCACUACUUCUUCUCCCAUUGUAUGGUUCCGCUAGUUAGACCCUGAGUAGUAAAGUAUUAAUCGUGGGCUAUAGAUCUCGUGCUGGGACGAACCUACGCACGCCGAGGCCCUUGCUUCCCACAGUGUGGUACGCUUCAAUUUUUUUGUUGUAGGUUUAGCUGAUGUAGUUUCGGGUGCGAGAAGUGGAAAGUUCCUUUUUGCACAAAGGGUUUCUGGGGGUUUAGAUAUUAUUCAAAGUUCUGAACGCGGCUGCUGCGCAAAUUCCGUGUGUCUAUUUCCCGGCAGAUGCUUCGGUGGAUCUUGUCUUGUUAAUUGAUUAUGAUUCUGGAGUAAUUGUCAAGAAAGAACUUCCAUUCUGGUCAGAA
Punica granatum (pomegranate) is the source of this 1288-nucleotide messenger RNA. Lineage: Eukaryota; Viridiplantae; Streptophyta; Magnoliopsida; Myrtales; Lythraceae. The record is from RefSeq and is a predicted model, not a curated record.